AUGUGGAUCUUCUCCUUCAUGCAGUUCCACAUCUACAGUUACACCGACAACCAACCCCAGGACUUCACCUGGAUCAGGACCAAUACCUUGCUCAACGCCACCACCUUCCACCGUGACAACUCUUACUCCUCCAUCAAGUACAAAGGUCGUCACAAGCGCAGAAACAUGUGCACCUGGAGUUACACCAUGCGGCUCCAUUACACCUGCACCAGAGAUGUUACGCCAUUAAUCAAAGACUUGACACCUGCCUGUUCUACACCUUCAAUCUCAACAACUGCAAAUCCAGUUCCAACCACGAAAGUCAUCACUGAAACAACACCGCCAAGUGUGUCUGAAUCCACAGUUCCCCCAUGUGGAUCUACAGGUCCAUGUGGUCCAACACCUCCACCAUCCAGCCCCACAACACCAUUCACUAAGACAACACUGACUCCACCUCCAAUCACUAAAGAAAUCCCUCCUGUUGUGACAACUUGUGCACCUGGAUCAACAACACCUGGAAGUGGUUCUACAGCUCCAUGCAGCCCAACAACACAACCCGGAUCAGACUCCACACCUUAUUCUGGCAGCACAACACCUGCCACCAAGCCACCACUUACGACUCCAAUUCCUAAAGUAAUUUCCACUGCAGGAAUUACGUCUCCAUGUGGCUCUGCAAUUUCAUGCAGUCCCACAUCAUCAGUUGUACCAACCACCACGUUGUACUCAACAACAAGUAUUCCCAUUUGCAGCACUCCAGUAUCUCCUCCAGUAUCAGACACACCUUACUCCACAAAUCCACCUCCCACAAAAUCAACUCUGACUCCGCCACCAGACAGUAAAUUGACUACCGGUAUUACGAGCUCUUUACCAACAACAACUCCUCCAAGUGGGUCGACGGAGCCUUGCAGUCCAAUAUCAACACCUGUACCUGGUUCUACUCCAGGCAGUACGGAAACACCUUUCACGAAAACCACACUUACCCCACCCCCAACGACAAAAGUCAUCCCUUCCAGUGAAAUAACAUGUUCGCCAGGGUCAACAGCCCCUUCAUCUGGAUCUACAGCACCAUGUAGUCCAACAACAUCUGGACCUGGAAAAACAACACCUCCACCAACCACGAAAGCUGUAACUAGCGUAAAAGAGACAACACCUCCGCCAUGUGGAUCUACAGGCCCUUGCAGUUCCAUAUCAACACCUGGACAAGACACAACGCCUUGCGGUGGUGACACAUCAUUUACCAAGACCACACUAACGCCACCACCUACCACCAAGUCCAUAAUAUCAGAAACACCAGCUCCAUGCGGAUCAACCGUUCCUUGCAGUUCUGCAUCUGGACCUACGCCAUCACCAACCACAAAACAAAUUCCAGUGACCGAAAUUGUGACGUGUAGCAUUCCAGAGACAACACCUGGGUCAGUUACAACACCAUUCACCAAGACAACUCUGACGCCACCACCAACAACGAAAAAUAUUCCUAUUACAAAAACGUGUGCACCUCAAUCAACACCACCAUCAUCUGGAUCUACAGUUCCAUGUAGUCCAACAACAAGCGUUGUCCCAGACACAACUCCUUGCGUUGUUACAACCGUAACACCACCACCAAGCAGUAAGAACCCUCCACCUGCAGAAACACCUCCUCCAUGUGGUGGAUCUACUACUUGUCAACCAGGAGCUCCCUGCAGCAGUUCUACAGCUCCAACACCUCCACCUACAACCAAAAUUGUUCCCAUAGAGACAACAGUUCCACCAUGUGGAUCGAGCAGUCCAUGCAGUCCUCCAGUUUCUGAACAGACCCCUGCACCAACAACGAAAGUAAUCCCAGUUCCCGAUGGUGUGACCUGCAGCCCCGGGACUUCACCUGGAUCAGGACCAAUUCCUUCCUCAACGCCACCACCUUCCACCGUGACAACUCUUACUCCUCCACCAAGCACAAAGGUCGCCACAAGCGCAGAAACAUGUGCACCUGGAGUGACGCCAUGUGGCUCUGUUACACCUGCACCAGAGGUUCCAUGCAGUUCUAUAACGCCCGUUACCAAGACAACCCUGACAACUGCUCCAGUGUCUAAAAUUAGCACGGUUAGUGAAUCACCAGCACCAGGUGGCUCUACAAGCCCAUGCAGUUCACUUACUCCACCACCCACUACAAAGAUAUCUCCCCCUUCAACAGUUGUGCCUUGCAGCAAUCCAGAUGUUACGCCUGAGACAUCUGCCUGUUCUCCUCCUUCAAUCUCAACAACUGCAACCCCAAUUCUAACCACAAAGAUCAUUACUGAAACAGCACCGCCAAGUGUGUCUGAAUCCACAGUCCCUCCAUGUGGAUCUACAGGUCCAUGUGGUUCAACACCUCCACCAUCCAGCCCCACAACCCCAUUCACAAAGACAACGCUGACUCCACCUCCAGUCACUAAAGAAAUCCCUCCUGUUGUGACAACUUGUGCAGCUGGAUCAACAACACCUGGAAGUGGCCCCACAGCCCCAUGCAGCCCAACAACACAACCCGGACCAGACUCCACACCUUAUUCUGGCACAACACCUGCCACGAAACCAACCACUAAAGUAAUCUCUACCACCGUUGAACCACCUCCAUGCAGUUCUUCUCCUUCAUGCAGUUCCACGUCUUCAGUCACUCCAACAACGAAGUUAGUCUCCACCACUGGUAUUCCAAUUUGCAGUAGUCCGGUGACACCACCAGUAUCAGAUGCAACAACUGCAUGCUCAACACCACCACCUUCCCCAACGUCAAAUCUGACUCCACCACCAACAACGAAAGUCAUACCUACCACCGGUAUAACAAGCGCACCACCACCAACAUCUCCACCAUGUGGACCCUCAGGACCUUGCAGUCCAACAUCUGCUCCUGUAUCUGACACAACUCCCUCAAGCAAAUCCACACCUAAACCAUCACCAAGUUGUAAUAUUAUUAACUCGAAUAACGUAGUAAGUGAAUCAAGCACGUCCAUUGUUUCUAGUCAGUCUAUAAGUUCAUCCAGUCAGCAAGUAAUUUGUGGACCAGACUCAGGUGUCUGUGACACCACUGUUCCUGUUGCUCAGACAACUCUUGCUCCACCACCAACUACUAAAUCAGUCUUAACUGGAGAACCACCGAUUGGAAAACAAACAACACUUCCUCCCUGUGGAGCCACCAGUCCAUGUAGUCAAGUAACUCCACCAGGUUCAGACGCGACUCUGUCACCUCCACCGACCACAAAAUCAGUGACAAGUCCGUCAGGAUCAGUUGCACCUUAUGGAUCGACAGUUCCGUGCAGCUCAUCAACUGGACCAGUGCCUGACACAACUUUGACUCCACCACCAACAAAGGGAGUCAUUGUUUCAGAAAUUAAAAGUGUACCACUAUCAACAGCUCCUCCAUGUGGAUCAUCACAGCCAUAUACAGGUGCUUCCACUGUGUCUAACACACCACCGUGCAACCCAGAAACACCUUUCACAAAGACAACAUUGACGCCACCCCCAACCACAAAAGUCAUCCCUGUUACUGAUUUAACAAACGCGCCAGGAUCAACAGUCCUUCCGUGUGGAUCUGCAACAUCAUUUGGGCCAACGAUAUCCGCAUCUGCAACUAUCCCUUGUUCCACGAUAGCACCAUCACCAACAAGCAAAGCUGUGUCAGGCGUACAAGAGACAACACCUCCACCAUGUGGAUCUACAGGCCCUUGCAGUUCCAUAUCCACAGCUGCGCAAGAAACAACUCCAUGUAGUGGUGACACAUCAUUCACCAAGACCACACUAACGGCACCGCCUACCACUAAAUCCAUAAUAGCAGAAACACCAGCUCCAUGUGGACCAACCGUUCCAUGCAGUUCCGUAUCUGGACCUACACCAUCACCCACCACAAAACAAAUUCCAGUCACUGAUAUCGUGACGUGUAUCAAUCCAGAGACAACACCUGGAUCAGUCACAACACCUUUCACCAAGACAACUCUGACACCACCACCAACAACGAAAAAUGUACCUAUCACAGAAACAUGUGCACCUCAACCAACACCACCAUCUUCUGGAUCUACAGUUCCAUGUAGUCCAACAACAAGCGUUGUCCCAGAUACAACUCCUUCUGUUGUUACAACCGUGACUCCACCACCAAGCAGUAAGAACCCUCCACCUCCAGAAACACCUCCUCCAUGUGGGGGUUCUUCUACAAGUCAACCAGGAGCUCCCUGCAGCAGUUCUACAGCUCCAACACCUCCACCUACAACCAAAAUCAUUCCCAUAGAGACAACAGUUCCACCAUGUGGUUCGAGCAGUCCAUGCAGUCCUCCAGUCUCUGAACAGACCCCUGCACCAACAACGAAAGUAAUUCCAGUUCCUGAUGGUGUUACCUGCAGCCCAGGGACUUCACCUGGAUCAGGACCAAUACCUUGCUCAACUCCACUACCUUCAACGUCUGUAACUCCUCCAUCAAGCACAAAGGUCGUCUCACCUCCAGAACCAUGCGCACCUGGAGUAACACCAAGCGGCUCUGUUACAUCUGCAUCAGAGUCUCCCUGCAGUUCCACAACGCCCGUUACCAAGACGACCCUGACAACUGCUCCAGUGUCUAAAAUAAGCACGGUCAGUGAAUCACCAGCACCAUCUGGCUCUACAAGCCCAUGCAGUCCACUUACUGCACCACCUACUACAAAGAAAUCUCCACCUUCAACAGUUGUGCCUUGCAAUAAUCCAGAUGUUACUCCACUAAUCAAAGAUUUGACACCUGCCUGUUCCACACCUUCAAUCUCAACAACUGCAAAUCCAGUUCCAACCACGAAGGUCAUCACUGAAACAACACCGCCAAGUGUGUCUGACUCCACAGUUCCCCCAUGUGGAUCUACAGGUCCAUGUGGUCCAACACCUCCACCAUCCAGCCCCACAACACCAUUCACUAAGACAACGCUGACACCACCUCCAGUCACUAAAGAAAUCCCUCCUGUUGUGACAACUUGUGCACCUGGAUCAACAACACCUGGAAGUGGCCCCACAGCUCCAUGCAGCCCGACAACACAACCCGGAUCAGACUCCACACCUUGUUCUAGCACAACACCUGCCACGACACCAACCACUAAAGUAAUCCCAACCACCGUUGAACCUCCUCCAUGCAAUUCUUCUCCUUCAUGCAGUUCCACAUCUUCAGUUACACCAACAACCCAGUUGGUCUCAACCACUGGUAUUCCAAUUUGCAGCACUCCAGCUUCGCCUCCUGUAUCAGAUACAACUGUAAGCACAGCACCACCCCCUCCGGCGAAGUCAACUCUGACUCCACCACCAGACAGUAUAGCUACCACUGGUGUUACAAGCUCCUUACCAACAACACCUCCACCGUGUGGGCCUUCAGGGCCUUGCAGUCCAACACCAACGCCUGUGCCAGGCACAACUCCAUGCAAUACGGAAACCCCCUUCACAACAACCAAAGUCACCCCACCCCCAUCCACAAAAGUCAUCCCUCCUACUGAAAUAACAAGUGCGCCAGGAUCACCAGUUCCUUCACCUGGAUCUACGGUACCAUGUAGUCCAUCAACAUCUGGACCUGGCACAACAGCACCACCAACAACCAAAGCUGUAACAAGCAUACAAGAGACAACGCCUCCUCCAUGUGGAUCUACAGGCCCUUGCAGUUCCAUAUCAACACCUGCACAAGAAACAACCCCAUGCGGUGGUGACACAUCAUUCACCAAGACCACACUAACGCCACCACCUUCCACUAAGUCCAUAGUAUCAGAAACACCAGCUCCAUGCGGAUCAACUAUUCCUUGCAGUUCUGCAUCUGGACCUACACCAUCACCAACCACAAAACAAAUUCCAGUGACCGAAAUUGUAACGUGUAGCAUUCCAGAGACAACACCUGGGUCAGUCACAACACCAUUCACCAAGACAACUUUGACACCACCACCAACAACGAAAAACGUUCCUAUCACAGAAACGUGUGGACCUCAAUCAACACCACCAUCAUCUGGAUCUACAGUUCCAUGUAGUCCAACAACAAACGUUGUCCCAGACACAACUCCUUGCAUUGUUACAACCGUGACACCACCACCAAGCAGUAAGAACCCUCCACCUCCGGCAACACCUCCUCCAUGUGGUGGAUCUACUACUUGUCAACCAGGAGCUCCCUGCAGCAGUUCUACAGCUCCAACACCUCCACCUACAACCAAAAUCAUUCCCAUAGAGACAACCGUUCCACCAUGUGGUUCGAGCAGUCCGUGCAGUCCUCCAGUUUCUGAACAGACCCCUGCACCAACAACGAAAGUAAUCCCAGUUCCCGAUGUGGUGACCUGCAGCUCAGGGACUUCACCUGGAUCAGGACCAAUACCUUGCUCAACGCCACCACCUUCCACCGUGACAACUCUUACUCCUCCACCAAGCACAAAGGUCGCCACAAGCGCAGAAACAUGUGCACCUGGAGUGACGCCAUGUGGCUCUGUUACACCUGCACCAGAGGUUCCAUGCAGUUCUAUAACGCCCGUUACCAAGACAACCCUGACAACUGCUCCAGUGUCUAAAAUUAGCACGGUCAGUGAAUCACCAGCACCAGGUGGCUCUACAAGCCCAUGCAGUCCACUUACUCCACCACCCACUACAAAGAUAUCUCCAUCUUCAACAGUUGUUCCUUGCAGCAAUCCAGAUGUUACUCCACUAAUCAAAGACUUGACACCUGCCUGUUCCACACCUUCAAUCUCAACAACUGCAAAUCCAGUUCCAACCACGAAGGUCAUCACUGAAACAACACCGCCAAGUGUGUCUGAAUCCACAGUUCCCCCAUGUGGAUCUACAGGUCCAUGUGGUCCAACACCUCCACCUUCCAGCCCCACAACACCAUUCACUAAGACAACGCUGACUCCACCUCCAGUCACUAAAGAAAUCCCUCCUGUUGUGACAACUUGUGCACCUGGAUCAACAUCACCUGGAAGUGGUCCUACAGCUCCAUGCAGCCCAACAACACAACCCGGACCAGACUCCACACCUUGUUCUGGCAGCACAACACCUGCCACGACACCAACCACUAAAGUAAUCUCUACCACCGUUCAAUCACCUCCAUGCGAUUCUUCUCCUUCAUGCAGUUCCACAUCUUCAGUAACACCAACAACCAAGUUGGUCUCAUCCACUGGUAUUCCAAUUUGCAGCAGUCCAGUAACACCACCAGUAUCAGAUGCAACAACUGCAUGUUCAACACCACCACCUUCCCCAACGUCAAAUCUGACUCCACCACCAACAACGAAAGUCAUACCUACCACCGGUAUAACAAGCGCACCACCACCAACGUCUCCACCAUGUGGACCCUCAGGACCUUGCAGUCCAACAUCUGCUCCUGUAUCAGACACAACUCCUUCAACCAAAUCCACACCGAAACAAUCACCUAAUUCUAAUAUUAUUAUCUCCAAUAAUGUAGUAAGUGAAUCAAGCACUUCCAUUGUUUCUAGUGAGUCUGUAAGUUCAUCCAGUCAGCAAGUAAUAUGUGGACCAGACUCAAGCGUUUGUGGCACGAAUGUCCCUGUUGCUCAGUCAACUCUUGCCCCACCACCAACUACUAAAUCAAUCUUGAUUGGCCAACCAUUGAUUGCUAAACAAACAACACUUCCUCCCUGUGGAGCCACCAGUCCAUGUAGUCAAGUAACUCCACCAGGUUCAGAUGUGACUCUGUCACCUCCACCGACCACUAAAUCAGUGGCAAGUCCAUCAGGAACAGUUGCACCUUCUGGAUCUACUGUUCCCUGCAGUCCAUCAACAGGACCAGUACCUGACACAACUUUGACUGCACCACCAACUACGAAGGGAGUUAUCAGCAAAAUUAUAGAUUCACCACAGACAACAGUGUCACCAUUGGUUUCGUCUAAUACAGGACCGACAUGUGGAUCUGACACAACUCCUUGCAGCAGUGACACGUCACUGACUAAGACAACACUAACGCCACCGCCUACCACCAAGUCCAUUGUACCAGAAACACCAGCUCCAUGUGGAUCAACUGUUCCUUGCAGUUCUGCAUCUGGACCGACGCCAUCACCGACCACAAAACAAAUUCCAGUGACCGAAAUUGUAACGUGUAGUAUUCCAGAGACAACACCUGGGUCAGUUACAACACCUUUCACCAAGACAACUCUGACACCACCACCAACAACUAAAAAUGUUCCUAUCACAGAAACGUGUGCACCUCAGUCAACACCUCCAUCAUCUGGAUCUACUGUCCCAUGCAGCCCCACAACAAACGUUGUCCCAGUUACAACUCCUUGCGUUGUUACAACCGUGACACCACCACCAAGCAGUAAGAACCCUCCACCUCCAGAAACACCUCCUCCAUGUGGUGGUUCUUCUACAGGUCAACCAGGAGCUCCAUGUAGCAGUUCUACAGCUCCAAUACCUCCACCUACAACCAAAAUAAUUCCCAUAGAGACAACCGUUCCACCAUGUGGUUCGAGCAGUCCGUGCAGUCCUCCAGUCUCUGAACAAACCCCUGCACCAACAACGAAAGUAAUCCCAGUUCCCGAUGGUGUUACCUGCAGCCCAGGGACUUCACCUGGAUCAGGACCAAUACCUUGCUCAACGCCACCACCUUCCACCGUGACAACUCUUACUCCUCCACCAAGCACAAAGGUCGUCCCAUCUGCAGAAACAUGUGCACCCGGUGUUACACCAUGCGGCUCUGUUACACCUGCACCAGAGGUUCCGUGCAGUUCUACAACGCCCGUUACCAAAACAACCCUGACAACUGCUCCAGUGUCUAAAAUUAGCACGGUCAGUGAAUCACCAGCACCAAGUGGCUCUACAAGCCCAUGCAGUUCACUUUCCCCACCUCCUACUACAAAGAUAUCUCCACCUUCAACAGUUGUUCCUUGCAGCAAUCCAGAUGUUACUCCACUAAUCAAAGACUUGACACCUGCCUGUUCUACUCCUUCAAUAUCAACAACUGCAACCCCAAUUCCAACCACAAAGAUCAUCACUGAAACGGCACCGCCAAGUGGGGAUGAAACGACACCCCCACCAUGUGGAUCUACAGGUCCAUGCGGUUCAACACCUCCACCUGGUACAGGCAUAACGACAAUCAGCACCUCAACGCCUGUGUCCAAGUCAACACUGACACCACCUCCAGUCACUAAAGAAAUCCCUCCUGUUGUGACAACCUGUCCACCUGCAUCUACAACGUCUGGGAGUGGCGUCACACCUCCGUACAGUCCAACAACACCAUCUGGACCCAAUACAACACCUUGCGGAAGUGCAGGACCUGUCACGACACCAAUUACUUCGGUCAUAUUUACCACGACAAUCAUACCUCCAUGCGGUUCUACCAUUUCAUGCAGUACUGCAUCUACAGCCGAGCCAACCACCAAGUUAGUUUCAACUACUGGCGUUCCAAUUUGCAGCACUCCUGCAACACCUCCAGUGUCGGAUACAACAACAGCAUGUACAACGCCAAUAACGAAGAGCACCCUCACGCCACCGCCUGUCACAAAAGAGAUUCCGACCACAGUUGUACCAACUCCAUCUGGUUCGACCAUUUCGUGCAGUCCAACAUCCUCCAUUACACCAACGACAAAGUUAGAUUCAACUACAGCUGCUCCAAUCUGCAGCACACCCGUACCACCUCCUGUAUCAGACACAACAACUGGAUUCACCUCAUCACCUCCCACGAAGUCAACUCUGACUCCACCACCAGACAGUAAAGCUACCACUGGUGUUACAAGUUCCGUACCAACAACAGCUCCGUCGAGUGGGCCUUCAGGGCCUUGCAGCCCAACACCAACGCCUGUGCCAGGCACAACUCCAUGCAAUACGGAAACUCCUUUCACAACGACCAAAGUCACCCCACCUCCAUCCACAAAAGUCACCCCUAUCAGUGAAAUAACAUCUGCAACUGGAUCACCAGUUCCUUCACCUGGAUCUACGGUACCCUGUAGUCCAACAACAUCUGGACCUGGUACAACACCACCACCAACAACCAAAGCUGUAACAAGCAUCCAAGAGACAACGCCUCCUCCAUGUGGAUCUACAGGACCUUGCAGUUCCAUAUCAACACCUGCACAAGAAACAACCCCAUGCGGUGGUGACACAUCAUUCACCAAGACCACACUAACGCCACCACCUACCACUAAGUCCAUAAUAUCAGAAACACCAGCACCAUCUGGAUCAACCAUUCCUUGCAGUCCUGUAUCUGGACCUACGCCAUCACCCACCACAAAACAAAUUCCAGUGACUGAAAUUGUCACGUGUAGCAUUCCAGAGACAACACCUGGAGCAGUCACAACGCCAUUCACCAAAACAACGCUGACGCCACCACCAACAACGAAAAACGUUCCUAUCACAGAAACGUGUGCACCUCAAACAACACCACCAUCAUAUGGAUCUACUGUCCCAUGCAGCCCCACAACAAACGUUGUCCCAGAUACAACUCCUUGCGUUGUUACAACACCUGCUACCAAGACAACUUUGACACCACCACCUAGCACUAAGAAUGUGCCUGAAACAAGUGUAACCUCCAUUCCGUGCAGUCCUAACCAAACUCAACCAGGUGUUUCAUGUAGUACUUCACAAGCCCCAACACCUUCCCCAACAACCAAAAUCACUCCCAUUGAUACAACGGUUCCACCUUGUGGUGCCAGCAGCCCAUGCAGUCCCACAGCUUCUGAGCAGACCCCCGCUCCAACCACAAAGGUGACUGAGAGCACCAGUGCGGUUUCCUGCAAUGUCCCCGGAACUUCACCAGGAGCAGAAACAACACCUUUCACAAAGACGACUUCGCCAAGUACAAAAGUAUCCGCUGUCACCGAGCUGUCUCCUGCACCGAUAACAACCCCCUCAUGUGGCUCGACCACACCCGGACCAGACGGUUCAUGCAGUUCCACAACAGCGGUCACGAAGACAACGCUGACGACAGAGCCAGCCACUAAAAUUAGUCUCGUGAGUGAAACCGUUCCACCAGGUGGCUCUACGAUUCCGUGCAGUUCGCAGACUCCACCACCAACUACAAAAAUACCUUCUAGUCCAAGCGUAGUCACGUGCAGCAAUCCAGAGGUUACGCCACUCAUAAAGGACUUGACGCCCGCCUGUUCUACACAAUCAAUCUCAACGGCACCAACGCCAGUACCAACCACAAAGGCCAUCACUGAAACAGCCCUACCGCCCGUUUGGGAAACAACAAUUCCAUCAUGUGGAUCUACAGGUCCAUGUGGUUCAACACCUCCACCAUCCAGCCCCACAACACCAUUCACAAAGACAACGCUGACUCCACCUCCGGUCACUAAAGAAAUCCCUCCUGUUGUGACAACUUGUUCGCCUGUAUCAACAACACCUGGAAGUGGCCCUACAACUCCAUGCAGCCCAACAACACAAUCCGGACCUGACACGACACCUGGUUCUGGCACAACACCUGCCACGACACCAACCACUAAAGUAAUCCCAACCACCGUUGAACCACCUCCAUGCAGUUCUUCUCCUUCAUGCAGUUCCACAUCUGCAGUUACACCAACAACCAAGCUGGUCUCAACUACUGGUAUUCCAAUUUGCAGCAGUCCGGUGACACCUCCAGUAUCAGAUACAACAGCUCCAUGCAUAACACCACCACCUCCAACGGUACCAACUCUGACUCCACCACCACCAACGAAAGCCAUAACUACCACGGGUAUAACAAGCUCACCACCCACAACGGCUCCACCAUGUGGAUCAGUACCUUCUAGUCCAACAUCUGCACCCGUGACUGGCACAACUCAGUGCAAUCCAGAAACUCCUUUCACAACGACCAAACUGACACCUCCACCUUCGACCAAAGUUGACACUACUACAGCACCGCCACCAACCACGACUGCUCCGUCUGGCUCAACAGUGACAUGCAGUCCUUCAACGACGCCCGGAUCAAGCACCGGACCUUGUAGCACCCUUACACCUCCCCCGACGACAAAGGCAGUCACUUUAACAGAAAUAACAAGUAUACCACCAUCAACACCUCCACCUUGUGGUUCAACAGUUCCAUGCAGUUUAACGACAACUGGGGGCCCUGACUCAACUACACCUUUUACAAAGACCACGCUGACACCACCACCGACUACCAAAUCCGUCCCAGUCACAGAAAUACCAACUCCAUGUAGUUCGACUGUUCCCUGCAGUCCCUCCUCUGAGAUCACCCCUGUUCCCACAACAAAACAGGUCCAGACAACUGUUAUUGUCACGUGUAGCAUUCCAGAAACAACACCCGGGCCAGUCACAACUCCAUUCACCAAAACAACACUGACACCACCACCAACGACGAAAAACGUUCCUGUCACAGAAACGUGCGCACCUCAGACAACUCCACCAUUAUCCGGAUCUACUGUUCCAUGCAGUCCAACAACAAACGUUGUCCCAGACACAACUCCUGGCGUUGUUACAACCGUGACACCACCACCAACCACGAAAGUAAUUCCUCCUAAAACAGACAUAUCUGAGGUAACACCUCCACCAUGUGGCUCUACAUCAUCACAACCAGGAACUCCAUGUAGUACAGCAGCUUCUACACCUCCACCUACAACCAAAAUAACUCCAGUAGAGACAACUGUUCCAUCAUCUGGUUCAAGCAGCCCAUGCAGUCCUACGGCUUCUGAACAGACUCCUGCUCCAACCACAAAAAUAAUUAGCACCAGUCUGCCAACUUGCAGUGUUUCGGAAUCGACUCCAGGAAUAGACACACCUUGCUCAGCGUCAACUAUAGCACCAACGACAAAAGAAAUCCCUAUCACGGAAAUCACAGGUUUACCACAGACCACAUCUCCCCCGGGUGGAUCUUCUGGACUGUAUAGCACAGCACCACCGCCUGCAUCCGAUUCCCCCCAAUGCAAUACUGAAACGCCUUUCACAAAAACUACACUGACACCUCCCCCGGUCACCAAAGCGUCAGAAACGACAGCUCCUUCCUGCGGAUCUACUGUUCCAAGCAGUCAACCAACAUCACAGUCUAAUGCAAUUCCCUGUGGAACCCUCACACCACCACCAACCACAAAAGCAAUUGUUGUUACAGAAGCAACGGGGAUACCACAAACAACUGCUCCAUCAUGUCAAACCACUGCAGGCUCGUCAUCCACACCUGCACAAGAAACAACUCCAUGUGGUGACAACACACCCUUCACGAAGACCACAUUAACACCUCCAUCUUCCACCAAGUCUGUUGCUGUCAUCUCAGAAGUACCAGCUCCAUGCGUAUCAAACGUUCCUUGCAGUUCUGCAUCUGGACCUACGCCAUCACCCACCACAAAACAAAUUCCAGUGACUGAAAUUGUGACGUGUAGCAUUCCAGAGACAACACCUGGAUCAGUCACAACACCAUUCACCAAGACAACGCUGACGCCACCACCAACAACGAAAAACGUUCCUAUCACAGAAACGUGUGCACCUCAAACAACACCUCCAUCAUCUGGAUCUACUGUCCCAUGCAGCCCCACAACAAACGUUGUCCCAGUUACAACUCCUUGCGUUGUUACAACCGUGACACCACCACCAAGCAGUAAGAACCCUCCACCUCCAGAAACACCUCCUCCAUCUGGUGGUUCUUCAACAAGUCAACCAGGAGCUCCCUGCAGCAGUUCUACAGCUCCAACACCUCCACCUACAACCAAAAUCAUUCCCAUAGAGACAACAGUUCCACCAUGUGGUUCGAGCAGUCCGUGCAGUCCUCCAGUCUCUGAACAGACCCCUGCACCAACAACGAAAGUAAUCCCAGUUCCCGAUGGUGUUACCUGCAGCCCUGGAACUUCACCUGCAUCAGGAUCAACACCUUGCUCAACGCCACCACCUUCCACCAAGACAACUCUUACUCCUCCACCAAGCACAAAGCAAGUGCCCAUUACAGAGGUAAGGAGUGUAGCAAUAACAACAGCUCCUGCAAGUGGGUCUACAGGCCCAUGCAGCCAAUCGACAACGUCUGGAUCUGAUGUCUCUUCGUGCAGCACUACAGUCCCAUCAUCCAAGACAACUCUGACACCACAACCGACCACCAAAAAUAUCAUUCCAGAAUCAACAGGUUCAAUUCAAUCAACAACGUAUGCAUGUGUUUUCACGACGCCGGGACCAGAGAGUAGUUCCAGUUCAUCAACCCCGAUCACCAAAACAACUCUGUCAACAAUACCGACCACUAAAGUUGCCCCUGGCCCAGAGGCAACCACCGCUCCUUGUGGGUCUGUGAGUUCAUUAAGUCCUAUUGCUACAUCGGGGAUAGACAUCACGACUUGCAAUCCUGAAACGCCGUUUACCCAGACGACGCUCACGACAGCACCGAGCGCUAAAAUUGCAUCCAGCACAGCGCCGAUAAGUGUGGGUGAAAUAACCUCUGCGUGUGGCCCCACAACACCGGGACAAGACAUCCUGACAUCACCGUCAAUCAUUGAUGUUGUGUCUACACCUGCGUCAGGUGGCUCUUCGGGCCCUUGCAGUCCAACAACACCUGUGUCCAUCACAACCGUGAGCAGCACCACGGUGCCCAUCACGAAAACGGAACCACCGACAACGAAAGUUGACAUCACAACGGGCGUCAUUGUAACAAUCCCUCCAUAUGGCUCUACAACUCCUGGCUCUGGUGUCCCUUGUGAAUCGACAACAGCCGUUAGCAAGACUACAGUGGUGCCAUCCGCAAUCAAAGAUGUCGUCCCUCCAGCUGAAACAAGUGUAAGUCCAUGCAGUUCCACAGUGGUUGGGCCGAACUCGACACCUUGUGGCGUUUCAACAUCUACCCCAUCGCCAACUACCAAAGGCACUGUCAUUUCAGGAGAAACGCCAUCGUGUAGCUCUGCAAUCCCAUGCGGUUCUACAUCACCACCCUUGCCACCACCAACUGUAAACAUUGUUCCAGUUGAUGGCGUUGUAACUUGCAGUGUUACAGAGUCAUCACCGGGCUCAGGAUCAAAUAUAAUACCACAAGGCACAAACAUCAUCUCUACCACAGUGCCAUGUGGAAGCGAGAUUCUCCCUCAAAGUGGCUCAACGGGUCCAUAUGGUCCAACAACAGCUGGGGCAUAUUCAUCUCUGUGCAGUACCACAACACCUAUCACCAAGACCACUCUGACACCACCUCCAGUCACUAAGGAAAUCCCUCCCGUUGUAACAACCCCAUGUGGUUCCAACAUUCCAUGCAGUACUACAUCACCGGUUACUCCUCCACCAACGACAAAAGUGAACCCGAUUACUGGGAUUGUAACUUGCAGUCCUCCAGAGACCUCACCAGACACAGGUGUAACGGCAUCUGUCACUACACCUCUCACACCACCGCCAAGCACAAAGGUCAGCCCAUCUGGCGAAACAGCACCUCCAUGUGGGUCGACAAGUCCCAGUGGUUCAACCCUGCCGCCUGGCUCAGUCACGCCAACUUGCAGCAUCGCCGAAUCAACGGCGCCCACCAAAGUUGCCUUCGCCCCAGGAGCAGUCCCGCCGGGCGAUUCAUCCAGUGCGUGCAGCGCAACGACAUCUUCACCGACACCGCUGCCGACCACGAAGGAAGUUUCAAUCACGACCGUAGCUUGCAGCCCUCUGGAGACAACGUCGCCGCUGACCAAGACAACGCUCCCGCCGGCGAACAAAGACACGGCGGACGCAGCCUGCACAACCCCGUCGAGCGCUGCUGUUGUGAGCGAGACUACACCUCCUUCGCGCGGGUCCUCCGUGCCGUGCGGUCCGACCACAUCCGGACAAGCCAGCUCUGCCUGCAGCACCACAACGCCUUUCACGAAGACGACUUUAACACCACCGCCGGUCACCAAAAUUUCAACAGACAACGCGGCUCCGUGCUCAGCAGGAACAGGCCUCGUGGCUCCGACUGGUCCGACGUGUGGCUCUGUCAGCGAGAGCGGUCCCUCGUCUUCGCCGGCGCAAACAACGCCCGUUGUGGGCUCAUCGUCGAGCGGUUCUGCUCCCUGUAGCCCCGUCGAUGUCUCCUCCAUCAAGGCGGUGGUGAAUCAAUUGCCGGAUGCUCCAUGCACGACCACGUGCAGCCCCGCCGAACAGAAGUCUCCCAAGCUCGUGGCGUCCAUCGUCUCCAAACUUAAGCCCGAGGCAGUGGGUGAGUUCACUCACAAAUUUACCAUCCUCCUUACCGAAGCUAUACGACUUUUGUUCGUUGGAAAUGCAUACUCUUUGGUUAACUACUUCGGUAGCUCACACAUUGUCGAUUCAACAGUUAGGUGUAACACUCGUGCUCAUGGUGCAUGUGUCAUGAGCACUUGUGUAAGGAUCAGUUAUUAUGCAUUGUAAUUUGUUGACGUCAACCCUAGAUCCAGUAAUAAUCAGGACAACAUGCAAAUCAUAAUAUUUACAGCUUCAACAAGGGACCUCCU
Molecule: messenger RNA, 16247 nt
Organism: Petromyzon marinus (sea lamprey)
Lineage: Eukaryota; Metazoa; Chordata; Hyperoartia; Petromyzontiformes; Petromyzontidae
Source: RefSeq, a predicted model, not a curated record